This is a messenger RNA of Thelazia callipaeda (thelaziosis nematode), 228 nucleotides long. NCBI's taxonomy places the organism in Eukaryota, Metazoa, Nematoda, Chromadorea, Rhabditida, Thelaziidae. The record is from the annotation of a GenBank genome assembly.
AUGACAUCUAUUGAAAAUUAUUAUCGUCACCAACUGAUGAGUGGCAAUUCAGUGCCAAAUCAACGUAGAGAUACUUUGCUACAUGGUGACCAAAUUGAUUUUGUUGAGAAGCAGGAGCAAGAUAUAACGGGAGAACGUUUGGAGCAAAAUAACAGGUCUCGAAAGAAGUAUUUGUUCGAGAAAAUUAUUCGAAUUGCUAAGCACCCUUUUCGUUCACGAAAAAAGUGA